AUGUCUGAUUCAUGGCUAGAUAACUUAGAUAACUUGCUGGGUAUAUUAGAUGAAGGAUCGAUAGGAGAAAAUAGACUAUCUCUGGUCCAAAUGGAUUUGAUUUAUAUAAACACAAUCAAGCCAUAUAACCUUACCUCAAAAAUGCUACUGGACCAGAUUUUACAUAAGAAACAAUCAGUAAAGAACACAGCGUUCUUUGUUUUGGAGGCUGCCAUCUUCAAAGAAUCUAUGGAAACGGAGAAGCAACAAGAUUUUGUUGAACUAUGCUCCAAAGUAACUUCAUCUUUAGAUAUACCUAAUCAGAACUGGAACUGGAUAGUCCCAGCUAAUAGCCACAAAUCGGAGAAUUACUUUUAUUAUAGGUUAAGGUUGUUAUGCGCCCUAAUAUAUAAGGCGUGUAUUAAAGAUUCAUCCGUUACAGACCAAUCCCUAAUUUUGAAUCUUUUGGCGCCGCUAUCAUAUCAUAUGCAUCCAAAGCUUCCUUGGACAUCUGAACUAAAUUCGAAAACUAUAGAAAACUUUAUAGCUGAUAACAAUAAGGUAAGAGAUAUGAUACACAGUGUGAUUCCAUUAUACAUAGAUAAAAAAUUAAAGCCGGAAUUAUUAAACUUAUCGUCUACAAAAGGUCAAUAUAUACGCAAUUCGUUAUCCAAUCCUAAAACAACCCCGGCUGGAUACGCAAUAGGAAAUUCUGGUAGCACUAGGUUGUUACAGGGAGGCCUUAGACCGAAGUUGGGGUAUGGUGGAACGAGGACAGAAGUUAUUGCUGAAGAUCAAAGGCAAGCUUGGAAAUCAUCUACGAAGGUGAAGUCUAUUUCUAUGAUCUGGUUUGUUAUUUAUACAAUAACAAGUAAUGAGCAUCUAAAUCAAUUUUGGCCAUUAAUAACUUCGUUCAUUUUAAAUUUAAUUGAUGAUCAUGAUCCCCUAAUGAAAGCCCAAAGCUGUGAACUUUUAAACUAUUUUAUGCUUAUGAUUGAUCAUAGCAAAGAUUAUAAACAACACAUAUUGUUGAAAACAGGACUUGUUGAUUUAUUAAUUGAAUCAUGUAAAACUUGCUUAACUUAUUUGCCAAAUUUAACUCCAUCUGAUCAAUCAUUUUACUUGUUAUCCAUUGCAUACCCAACUGUUGUUAAACUAUGUGUUCUUAACUGUAAAAAAGAAGCUAAUUUCCUAAGUUUAGUUGAAUUAAUAAAUGGUAAUAUCCUUAGUUCAGCAACUCACAUACACAAUAGUAAUGGACCCAAUUCAAAUUAUCCGCUUUUGUCACUUUUGUUUAAUCAACUAGAUAUAAUCAUAAAAUAUUACUUGAAAACUAAUGUUCUUAUUUGCCUUUCCAGAUUAAAUUUUACAAUUAACCAAGUCAUGAGUAAUCCAGAUAUUUUCGAAGAAGGAAUCGAAGGAGUAAAUUGCAUUAAAUCGGCAUUAAAUGUUCAAAGUUCCAUUCUUCAAUCAUUUAAACUGCUCAACGAUAGAGAAGGCUUGAAAUUAAUCCUUAAUUAUAAGUACGACUUUUUAGCAGUUUGGACAAUAUUACAGAAACGACUUAAACAUAAUCUCGUCGAACAUUCUAAUGUUGACGUACUGGGUCUAUGUGAUUUGAAUUGUAAACUAUUAAUUCAGUUAUCAAAGAACUGUCAGGCGAUUGAAUUUGAAAAUUUACAGACUGAUCUCAAACAGAUUCUCAAGGCAAAUCCAGACGUAAAUUUUCCAUUGGAAUAA
Messenger RNA from Debaryomyces hansenii CBS767, 1719 nucleotides. RefSeq lists its product as uncharacterized. The transcript has a single exon. The coding region runs from base 1 to 1719 and encodes 572 amino acids. NCBI's taxonomy places the organism in Eukaryota, Fungi, Ascomycota, Pichiomycetes, Serinales, Debaryomycetaceae. The record is from RefSeq and is a predicted model, not a curated record.